GUGUCCGCGGUCCGGUGACGUGAACGGUUUGAAAAGUUAACAACAAAGCGGUUAGGCAACGAAAGCAAAAAUCCGUCAUUCCGUCGUUCCCGAUACGGCCACGCGUCGUUAACACUUUAGUCGCUUCACACUCAAAUUCACAUUCACGACUGCCAAUGAGUCUUGAACUCGUUCCAUAUUCUGUUUAAUUCCGCUCGCACGUAUUUUGAUAUACGAUAUUACAUACAAUACUUAACGUAUACUAUAACAACAUCAUAGGAUGUAUUCAUUAAAGUCAUUUGUAGUUGUAGCAUUAAUUUGCACAUCUUUAAGCGUAUUCUGCCAAAAUGCAGACAAUCAACAGGCCCGACUAUUAGUAUCUAAACAAGUUCUUAAUAAAUUGUUAGUUCAAGAUUCUGAUAUCCUAGUUAAAUAUACCAUUUAUAAUGUGGGAAAUGUACCAGCUACAAAUGUUAUAUUACAAGAUUCAGGAUUUCCUGAUGAAGCAUUUGCCACAGUCAAAGGAAAUUUGAAUAUUCGUUUUAACAGAAUUCCAUCUGGCGCAAAUGUUACUCAUGCUGUUGUUAUCAAACCUCUUACAUAUGGCCGGUUUAACUUCACAGCUGCAGUGGUACAAUAUAAAUCAUCAGAAGGUGCUGAAGAGCCACAAUUUGCAAUAAGUAGCGAACCUGGUGAAGGAUACAUAAUCAGUUAUGCUGAAUAUGACAAGAAAUUCUCACCUCACUUGCUUGAUUGGUUUGCAUUUGCAGUAAUGUCCUUACCAACUUUACUGGUACCAUUCAUAUUGUGGUGGAUUAGCAAGAGCAAGUAUGAAUUAAUAUUGAAACAAAAACGUGAAAAAGUGUCUAAAGAUUAAAAUUAAUAAAAUAAAAACCUUUGUACAAU
Messenger RNA from Melanaphis sacchari, 885 nucleotides. RefSeq names its product translocon-associated protein subunit beta (gene SsRbeta). Gene Ontology annotation, cellular component: membrane; endoplasmic reticulum. Bases 260 to 856 code for a protein of 198 amino acids. The transcript has 4 exons. NCBI's taxonomy places the organism in Eukaryota, Metazoa, Arthropoda, Insecta, Hemiptera, Aphididae. The record is from RefSeq and is a predicted model, not a curated record.